AAAAGAGCUACCGUGCUCCAUUGUAUUCUCUAUUCUCUAUGCACUGUUCUGCAAGCUGGUGUAAUUGCAAAAUGGAAUAAUACAUUACAUUUGUAAGUUACUUGCUUCGCUGUACGCUCGAGUUACGUGUAUCUCCCGUGUGACCAUUGGAGAUAUUGCCAGAAAGGUUGUCAGACAAUUUUUCGUAAGUGAAAUUAUAUUGCUCCUAACCUACAAAAGGCGCGCGCGACGGUACACGAAGAACCAUUAUCAUAUAACUUCGCGCUCACGCGACUUUUGUGAUUUCUCGCCGGCCGGUCUGCAGCUCAAUUCUUGCCACACGAUUUCGUCCAAAUAAAUAAUGGCGAGUGCAGAAUCACUUGCAGAAGUAACAGAUGUUGUACAAAUUCUUCGACAAUGGGAAGAAGAACACAGUUCACCAACCUACGAUCCUAUUCCUGUACUACAAAGAUUAGCAGACAUAAUAGAACUGGAAACGGAGAAUUACAUGAAGAUGGAUCCAGAUCCAUUUGAUGAGAGACAUCCCUCGCGUACUGAUCCAGAAUGUAAUUUUGGACAUAUAUUGAAGGUUUUAUUCAGAAAAGAUAACUUUAUGACAAAGUUAAUAAAUGAUUAUUUGAGGGAUACAUAUUGGUCUCGAGCAGGGGUGACUGGAAGGGAUGUUAGAAAGCUGAAUAUUGCAGCUUGUCGUUUGAUGCUAGAUAUACUUCCAGGAUUAGAAACAUCAGCAGUAUUUCAACCAGAUAUGGAAGGUCUUAUAAAUAGAUUAUUUUCUUGGGCAGAGAAAAGCAUUGAACCAUUGCAGAGUUACUCAACCGGUCUUUUGGCUGCUGCCAUGGAAGUGCAAGACAUUGCCACAGGAUUUAGAGACCAGAAUGCCAAGAUGGUACCGUUGAUGUUGCAACGAUUGCACAACUUGCAACAGAAAGCGCAUGAAGAUCGCCAACAAAAAGCGCACGAAGAUCGUCAGAAAAAUGUCAGGCCAUUUGCUCACUUUGGACAAGACAGAAACAAUGUUACUGAUUUUGACGACAGAGGUAUUCCAGGAAAACGCAAGAUGCGAGAGAAACAGCAGAGAAACGGAGUUGCGAAGAAUCAAGAUUUACCCUCUUCCGAUGAAGAUGAUUCCACGCGUAAUUCCGAUGACAUGCCAAUCGUCAAGAAAAAGAAGAGCAAUUUUGGUUGUGAAACGCCUGUAAAAAAUAGUGAGCUAUAUCCUGUGAUUAUGUCUCCGCCUCUAUCCAUCCCGAAAAGCACGAAUAACUCUGUCAAUUCCAAAGUGACACCGUCAAAACAAAGUAACUCCACGAGGCUCACGAAUAUACCACUGUCUGCUAGGUGUAAUCUGCAUAAGUUGUCUCAGAGCUCCAAUAUGCAUUCGACACUGCUAGAUGGAAAUUCAAAUUCGUCCUGGGCUGAGAUGGAGUCGUAUGUGAUCGGCAAUAUUCAGAUGCAUCCUCUCACUCUAGCGACUCGACAGAUGCUGAUCUUACGUUAUUUGACGCCUAUGGGAGAGUAUCAGGAAUUUCUCGGUCACGUGUUUGAACAGAACGCUUUGGACUUAAUAUUGAAAUACAUAAAUGUACGAGAAACGAAGGACAGCAGGCUCGCUUUUGAGGCUCUUAAGUAUCUCGCAUCCUUGUUAUGUCACAAGAAGUUCUCAAUCGAGUUCCUCAACGUCGGUGGUUUGCAAAGAUUGUUGGACGUGCCGAGACCAAGUGUCGCGGCAACAGGUGUGUCUAUAUGUCUCUAUUAUCUCGCAUAUUGCGAAGACGCAAUGGAACGAGUGUGUCUGUUGCCGAAACACAUAAUAUCCGAUCUUGUGACAUACGCGUUGUGGUUAUUGGAACGCAGUCAUGAUUCUGGACGAUGUCAUGCGACUAUGUUCUUCGGCUUUUCUUUCCCAUUCAAAGUUAUAUUGGAAGAAUUUGAUGCACAGGAUGGUUUGAGAAAGCUAUUUAAUGUGAUAUCCACCUUACCGAUUCUAAAUGUCGAAGAAGAACCGACAAUAAACGACGAUGAAGAAUGUGCAUCAAGACAAAUCGUACGACAUGUAGCUGUUGCGCUGAAAAGAUACAUGGAAGCGCAUUUGCAUUUGAAAGCUGAACAAUUGCAGCGUGCGGAAAAUAUUAGAGCUGAACGUGAUACAUGGCAGCCCUCAUUACCACCUUACAAGGCAUGCAAGCUUAGCAGUGAAGAAGUACAGGCGAAGGUGGAGAUCCUCCAAGAAUUAAUGUCAAUUAGAGCAGUGUGGCCGCCAGUGGAGGAACUUUAUCGUUUAGGUGGUAUCACAUUGCUCUUGCAAAUUAUAGCGUUUGCUCGCGAAUGGAAUUAUAGCGGACGGGUGCACACAACUUCCAGCGCAGAGACAGUUAGAUCAUGUUUGGACGUGAUUGCAAUUUGUUCUGUUGUUCCCAAAGUCAUGUUGCUACUGUGUGAAAGAGUCGACAUGCCAGACUUGUCAAUGACAAUGGCAAUUAAUCUUUUGCUAGCUGCGGCUGAAUGUGAAAUUAUCGCGGACGCUGAUGUACAGAGAGCAGCACUUAGAGCUGUAAUUAAUUGUGUAUGUGCUCCCAUAAACAGGGUCGGAGGAAAUGUAGCUAGAUACUCCAUAAGUGGAUCUACUAAGAAAAAGGCAAAUAUUCACAAUAGUGAGGAAUUGAUACAAAAAGUAUGGGAAAGUGUCAGAUCAAAUAAUGGAAUAAUGGUAUUACUGCAGCUAAUGAUGGUGAAGACACCCAUUACUGAUGCAGAUAGUAUACGAGCAUUGGCAUGCCGUGCAUUAGCCGGAUUAGCACGCAGCGAGAAAGUUAGGCAGAUUAUUAGCAAGUUACCAAUGUUCACAGAUGGACAAAUCCAGUCUCUCAUGAAAGAUCCUAUUUUGCAAGAGAAACGACAGGAACACGUCACUUUUCAAAAGUAUGCCCUCGAAUUAAUGGAAAGGGUGUCUGGUAAAGCAAAACCAACAGGUGCAGAAUAUGAAAUCUCUUUAGUUAGUUUGCACAGGGCCAAUGUUGUGGCGCAAACGAGGAUACAAUAUAAUGAGCAACAACUUAAUCAAUUAAUAUAUCAGCAUCUGAUGUCGAAGGGAUUAUCCGAGACAGCUAAUACGUUACACAGAGAAGCAAACUUGGAGUCAUCUGCACUUAUGAGAUCUACAACAGCAUAUCAACCUUUCACAUACCGAAAUCCUGGAAAUGUAACCCCAAGAAAUAGUUUUUCUGCAUCUGUCAAUUUAUACAAUACAAUCAGGUGUACACAAAGAGAAGCUAAUUGUAGAAACAAUACCACCACUCCCACAUCGUCAUCUCGAUUUAUAUCCCAUACAGGUGUAUGCUCUGCUUCGCCGUCUGUGAGUAAUAACAUCCGAUUGAAACUCGCAGACUGCCUGAAUCAAAAUGUCAUUUCGAAUAACGUAAAUCUGCCAAUUAAACUACAAAUUAAUCAGAAAAAAUCAAUAUCAUCCGACAGACAAUCUCUAGUCAUUCCAACUGGUUGCCAAUCUAUAGUACAAUCUCAACCAACCAGUUGUAGAUCUUUACAGAAACAGAUUUCUAGAGACUCUGGAGGUGGCGGAGGGCCUGGUGUAGCUACUUCCAAUUUAUCUGUUACUCUCGAUUCUAUUAUUACGGAAUAUUUAACCAAUCAACAUGCUCUCUGUAAAAAUCCUAUGGUAACGUGCCCACAGUUUAAUCUUUUCGAGCCUCACAAGUGUCCGGAUCCGUGUACAAAAAACUCUUCGCCAACGAACGUCACAGUAAGAUUAGCUAGGCGGGCAUUAGGGAUGGACGGCAGAAGAUUAGAUAGGAGACACAUUUACAGCCGUUUCUGUCCUGUAAAAACUUUUCGGCCUACCGAUGUAGGAGGAAUUGCCUUCACUUGUUGUACUUUCUCGCCUUGCACACAAUAUCUCAUUUUGGGCACCCAUGCUGGAGACAUCAAAAUGUUCAAUGUCCAUACAGGAAUGGAAGAGGCGACUUAUCAAUGUCACGAGUCAUAUGUGUAUCAUAUGGAAUGUAAUCAGCGUGGCAAUCUUUUGUUGACCUCGACCACUUGGAGAAGUCCUAUGUCAGCACUCUGGGACAUAGGGGCGUUUUUUGAAAUGAAACUUCCUUUAGAAAAUGAAGAAUAUGUUGAAUUCGGGAAGUUGCAGGACAGAAUAAUCGGUACGCAAGCAGAAAUCGCGACAAUAUAUGACAUAGGAACUGGUAAAUUAUUAACAACCUUGACACCAUCAAUUUCAAAUCAAUAUACCAAAAAUCGAGCAACUUUUAGUAUGAAUGAUGAAUUAGUGCUUAGCGACGGCAUAUUGUGGGAUGUUAAUUCGGGCAAGGAAAUCCAUAAAUUCGAUAAAUUGAAUCAAACAUUAAACGGAGUUUUUCACCCAAAUGGAACCGAAGUUGUGUCCAAUACCGAAGUGUGGGAUUUGAGAACAUUUCACUUACUCAAGACAGUUCCUACUCUGGAUGAAAUGGAAGUCAUCUUCUCACCGGUCAAUAAUAUUAUAUAUGCAGUUGCAUUAGAUCAAGAAAAUGAAAAUGAUUCUCAUUAUGUGACUUCCUUUAAGACUCUGGACGCUUUAGAUUACAGUAACAUUGCGACUUGUGAUGUGAAAAGAGGAAUCUAUGGCCUUGCGUGCAACAAAUUUGAUACUCAAAUUGCCAUAGUGGAAAAUAUAGGUGAAUUCUCGAGUAUACAGGAAUCGUGCGUUAGAUUGUACGACGUUGGAAGACAAAGAGACGACGAGGAUGAAGCAGAUGAGGAUGAUGAUGAAGAAGAUCUUGAUGCCAGUGACGACGAUGGUUCAAAUUCGGCGUCUGAUGAUAAUAAUGUAGAUGAUGGCGAUAAUGCGGAUGCCGGGGCAGAGGACAAUGGCGACGAUAACGAUCAAAAUGAUAGGGAAAAUAAUGAUGACGAUGACGGUGAUGAUGAAGAUGGUGGAGAUGACGAUGAUUCUGGUGAUGAUAGUGCGGAUUACGAUCCCAAUGUCGAUAUUCAUGAUUUCUCGGAUGAUUUGUCUUUGUCGGACAUGGAUUUGGAAAUGCUGUUUUCGUGAACGUUAUUGAUAAUCUUGUAUGUAUAUAUAUGUACGCACUAAUAUAUCGUGUGUGCGUGUGCGUGCGCGCGUGCGUGCCUGCGUGUGUGUGAUCAUUGUAUUGUAUGAUAUAUAUGCGUGUGCGCACGCGCGCACACACACAAAAUAUGUAUUAAGUACUAAAAAGGAAUUACAUCGUAUUAUAUUAUUAAUUGCCAACGCUCUAAAUGUAUAAAUAUUUUUAGCCAAUUUGUCAACUGUAAUUUCAAUGUGUUCAAAAGCUUCUCGGGGAUAAAUAUGCCUAUAUAUUCUGUUUCAUAAGAGAAUGUCUUCGAUUUUUGUACGUUAUGAUAAAAUCUUCGUUUGGAAGCCGCUUAUUCGAUUAUAAAUAAUAAUGUAGACGUAAUGCCAGUACAGAUGCGUUUGUAUGCAAGCAAGCUUAUCAAGUUAAAAGAAACGUCUUGCAUAUGUGUGUUCAUGUUAACUGCCAUGUCAGACGACUUCUAUCUUCACCUUAUUUUAUAAAAUGCACAGAUCGAAGUCAUUCUUCCAUGGAAUGAAUUAUAUUUGUCAAAUUGCAGAUGGUCGAUUGUAAAUGAUUAUUAUUACUUCUGUUUAAUUAUUGAAUAAAUAUAAGAACAUAUAACACGUGUUAUAUGUUCUUUUCAAUCAAGAACCAAGUAUUAAUCUGUUGUGUCUUUGUAUAACAUAACUGGGCGCUAUUGCAGCAAGUAAUACAGUGCAAAAUGGCGAAAUUUGCACGGUAGUAGGAGAAUAAGCGUACUUUACAACUAUAAAAAUAAGACUAACAGGAUAUAAUAUUUUCAGUUUGUUUGCGGUAAAUUAAAUCUCAGAACUUGCCAGAUUUGCCUCAGAUUGUAUUUCGCAGGAUUGGAAGUUUCAAUAAAAUUAAACUAAUUUUUAUUCAUCGAGGAUACGAGUUUUUUACAAUAAGUGAUAAAGAUGAAAAAUGAGUUAAAAACAAAAAAAAGGAAAUAAUAAUAAUGCUGAAGAUAAUAAUCAUUGCACGGAGAAUCUAUUACAAGCUUUCAAGAUCGGUAGAUAUCGUGUAUUCCGGCGCUAUCUGAUCGCGCGCUACAAAUAGAAAUCACUGACGAUAGAUAUUGCACGUAUGCGCAUCGACAAUAUUCCUAAUAUGUAAACAAAUGCUUGUUAAUAUAACCGGUAAAAUACAAAUGAAGAAAAUUUGCGAAUCAUCUUCCUUGGUUUUUCCCGAUCCGUUCAGAUCGUGGAAAAAUUCGUUCGAAAAGACAAAACUUUCAGCGAUUGUAAAAAAGAUUUUACUGUAGUUUUACAAUCCAUCAUUCCUGUGAAAGAUUUUCAUACACGAUAGAAACAUCACUAUUAUCACUUUGUCAACUUGGUUCAGAUUGCGAGUAAUAAAUGGAUUGACUAUCUGCAAAUUAUCUAAUCGUUAGCAUGUAUGCCGACACGCUAGUGAUGGUCAGCGCAUUAAAGUCAGUUUCCGUGAAACCAUGCUGGAAAAUUGUCGAUGGUUGUUGUACGCAUCGCGUCUCUAUGGAUGUCAUCCUCACACGAUCGACGAGCGAUCGAGGCUUGCUAAUUUUCGGCUGCUAAUAGCAUACUCGCUGGUCGCGUGUACUAUAUAUUGCUCGAUAGCGUACUACAUGAGCAUCGCCAUCAACUGCAUCGCCAGAAACAUGAUGAUUGUAGGCUGUGUUCUGCAGCAGAUAAAUCGAUACAGCAGGAGUUUCUACAUGAUAUUGACGCCUUUGCUGUCGUGUUUGCGACACACGGAGUUUGAGCGUGCCGUAGCCGCCGCUCGUAAAUUUGACGAUUUAACGCGACAUCAUCGCUGGCGCAUUGAUCACGGGCGAAUAAAUCGCCGCUAUGUGCAGUGGCUGGUUAUACUGGUGAUCCUCGUUGGUUGGAUUUUGUUGAGCGUACUGGCAAAAUUUGCCGUACCACAAAUGAUUUCGCGCUCAAUUGUCAUACAAUGUACAAUGCGAGCUAUUUUCUCAGUGGAGAUUGCGAAAUUUUGCUUUCUGUACGAUGCAUUGCGUUACAGAUUUUGUCGUCUCAACAGACUGUGCCUCCGAUUGACCGGUAUAAAUAUAUAAUCGAUCGGUCAAUUUCAGUUUAA
This is a messenger RNA of Linepithema humile (Argentine ant), 7160 nucleotides long. It is a transcript of the gene mahj, whose product is annotated as LisH and WD40 domain-containing protein mahjong. Gene Ontology annotation, molecular function: protein binding. Gene Ontology annotation, cellular component: Cul4-RING E3 ubiquitin ligase complex; nucleus. The record is from RefSeq and is a predicted model, not a curated record. Lineage: Eukaryota; Metazoa; Arthropoda; Insecta; Hymenoptera; Formicidae. Gene Ontology annotation, biological process: protein ubiquitination.